AUGUCACUGCCUAAGAAAAGGAAAGUGAAUCCAUAUCCUUUGAAUGAUAGCUUGCAUGGAGACAAUCUAAACAAAAUUAAACUCGGAAAGCUACGCAUUUUCAGUUUUGAGAUGCUGGAAAUUGCAACUAACAAAUUUGAUGUUGCCAAUAAGCUCGAGCAGGGGCAGGAGGAAUUUAUGAAUGAGGUUGUGGUGAUUUCUCAACUCCAGCACCGUAAUCUUGUUAGACUUCUUGGCUGCUGUGUGGAAGGAGAAGAAAUGAUAUUGAUGUAUGAAUACAUGCCAAGUAGUAGCUUAGAUCGAUUUCUCUUUGGUUUUGGCUAUAUAGCCCCUGAAUAUGCAAUGCAUGGAAGAUUUUCAGAAAAAUUUGAUGUUUUUAGCUUCGGAGUGGUGUUGUUAGAGAUUGUAAGUGGAAAAAAGAACACUAGCUUUUAUAAGGAUGAGCACUCUUUAACCCUUAUAGGAUUUGCCUGGAAAUUGUGGAAUGAAGAUAGGAUUGAAAUGCUCAUAGAUCCAACAAUUUCUGAUCCAUGCUUUCAAGUUGAGAUCUUGAGAUACGUACAUGUAGGACUGUUGUGCAUGCAAGAAUUCGCAACUAAUAGGCCAACUAUUUCUACUAUUCUUUUAAUGCUUAGUAGUGAAAUUGCUAAUCUUCCAACUCCAAAGCAACCUGCAUUUACUAAAAUAUUGGGCCUAUAA
Cornus florida is the source of this 699-nucleotide messenger RNA. RefSeq names its product G-type lectin S-receptor-like serine/threonine-protein kinase At1g11330. NCBI's taxonomy places the organism in Eukaryota, Viridiplantae, Streptophyta, Magnoliopsida, Cornales, Cornaceae. The coding region runs from base 1 to 699 and encodes 232 amino acids. The transcript is spliced from 4 exons. Gene Ontology annotation, molecular function: protein tyrosine kinase activity. Gene Ontology annotation, biological process: protein phosphorylation. The record is from RefSeq and is a predicted model, not a curated record.